AUGUGCGCAGCCAUUAGGGCCGCAGGGCAAGCGGAAGGGAUCACUCUUCUCAAUUCUGGGCAGUUUUAUCUGGACUCUGAUCAAGGAGAUGAAUAUCCGAUCCAGGUCUCCGCAGCGCCAAUAAUGCGAGUUUCCAGCCAGUUCUUGCCUCCCAUAUAUAUUGUGGAUGGCAAUGCUCUUUUUUGGACCGUCACCGAGGUUGCUUGGCGUCGCUCAGCGGCUUCACACUUCACCAGAGGAGGUGUGGUGGUCGCUGUCGGAUAUCGUUUGAAGCAAGGCAGACUGUACGAUGCCCAGGGACGAAGUCUUGAUCUGACGCCGCCAAGCGCAACACCAAUCGAAUGUUAUGGUGGCGCAGAUCUCUUUCUGGACUCUAUGAAAGAGCGACGCUGGAGCGGACGUAGAGGCGAAUGCAAGGCCUGGAUUUUGCAAGCUCGUGACAUCUGCUGCGAGAACGACCCAGCUGUAAGAAAGUCCGCCAAAGCCGACUGGGUGGAAGACCUGCGACCACGGCACGGUUGGUUCAGUUCAUGCUCUCCAAACGUGCGAUUGACCAGCGACGGAACCAUCCGACCUGGAACAGCAACCAAGCUUGUGGUGAUCGGAACGCAUGCUGGUCGUUGUUGGGCUAUACCGCAGGCUAUGCGAAAAGUGAGCAUUGCAGCGUCGCAAACGUGGCGUGCAGUGCGUCGUUAG
Messenger RNA from Pseudocercospora fijiensis CIRAD86, 696 nucleotides. RefSeq lists its product as uncharacterized. The coding region runs from base 1 to 696 and encodes 231 amino acids. NCBI's taxonomy places the organism in Eukaryota, Fungi, Ascomycota, Dothideomycetes, Mycosphaerellales, Mycosphaerellaceae. Gene Ontology annotation, molecular function: hydrolase activity, acting on ester bonds. The record is from RefSeq and is a predicted model, not a curated record. The transcript has 4 exons.